GUGUUUAUGUUGUGUUUCUUUACGUGACGUGAUUGGUUGAAAGUUUUUAGAAGAAAGCUUGGCAACUGUACCAAGUUCUCACAAGGCUCUUCCUUUUUACAGGCUUUGAUGAUAGCCUAUUUUAGGCCUGUUGUUUUGUAAGAAAAUUGCAUCCAUGCAAGACCAUAUCACAUGUCAACAUGAUCAAUUCGAGACCGAACAUGCUGAAAAAGAGUUUGCCAGCAACGCGGACUGGCACAUUUUGAUAAAUGUGUUGUGUUGCCAUGACAACACAGACUACCACCAGCAGCUAUGACUCGUCCACCAUUCAAACCGUGGAUGAGCUAAGCCAAGAGGUUGCUACAUCAGUAUUGCUCGAGGAUGAGGAUUCGUCCAUCAUAACCUCAGCUUCAAAAGAGGGAGCAUCUCACCGACGUUACAGCAGUGACUUGUGGGAAACAGCAACCGACACAUCAACGUCGUCCCGUCAGUCAGCUCAGGAGCUUACAGAAACGAACCAUUCAACAGAUCGUGAUGAGUGGAGGAAGGGGAGGGGAGGGGCAAGGAGGGAGUCGGGGGAGGGGAGUCCCCAUGAGACGGGAGGAUCUUAUUACACAGCGGACUGGGAAUCAAAUCAGUCAUCAGAUUCCUGUGCAGAAGAGCCAAUGCUGUCUAAGGCAAGCGUGACCCAACGGCGGUUCGUUCGAAACAAACUUUGUCUCCUGAAGAAAUCGGGACACAAAGCAGGGUCGACGGCGACACAGGCCCCAGAAGCAACUCGCCCUGAGGCGGAGGAGAGAAGCUUGUUCUGUCAGAAGGUCAUUCAGAUGGUUCAACACAAGAACAGACAAGGUGGAGCAAGCACCAAGGCUCAGACAGGUGGUAUUGGGGAAAAGUCGAGGAGUUCAUCCAACGAUCAUUCUGGCAUCCUCAUCAACCGAGAGGUCAUCGACAGACUGAAGAUUGAAAACCUCCUCUCGACCAUGAAAAAGGCGGCGUCUAUUGCUACCACAAGUGGGACCGAUUCUUGUCAACAUUGCCAGGAAUCACAGACUGCAGCCUUGAGGAGAGACUUCAUCCGUCACAGAACCUCAAGACUGGGAAACGAGCUGACGGAGAGAAGACUGGAUUGGCUGCUAAGCACUCAGGAUCCACUGACUGCUGUUGGAGAUCUGGCAAGAGAGCUCCCAAAGCCAACCGAUGAUCCGCAAGAGUUAUGGGAUAGAAUGAUGGACCAUGGGAUAACAUAAUGCCAGGCAUGGUGGGCACUGGAGCCCAGCGGAUGAUUUCAAAGACGUGGGAUAGACUGAUGGACCAUGGGAUAACGUAACACCAGGCAUGUUGGCUACCAAAGCCCAGUGAUGAUCCAACAGAUAUGGGAUAGACUGAUGGACCAUGGGAUAACGUAACACCAGGCAUGGUGGCUACCAAAGCCCAGUGAUGAUCCAUCAGAUAUGGGAUAGACUGAUGGACCAUGGGAUAACGUAACACUGGGUAUGGUGGCUACCAAAGCCCAGUGAUGACCCAACAGAUGUGGAACAGACUGAUGGACCAUGGGAUAACAUAACAGCAGAUAUGAUGCUUACCAAUGUAUUUUGACAAUUUUUUUUCUCAUUUUUACUUACAAAAAAAUGACUCUCCGCAUAUUUCACUCCAAGUAGAAUACAUUUGACACACUCACAAAUAAUAACCAAACACAAAUGGUAAUUUAGUCCUAAUGAAACUGAAGGUCAAUUUAUUGACUCAGCUGCAGCAGUUUUUAACAAUGAACAUACACUAUGGAGACAAAAAGUUGCAAACCGUACAGUUAUCCUUCACCAACAUUUAAUGUUGAGUUCCGUAUACAUGUAUUUACAAGCCAAAGAAAAAAAAGUCAUUACCAUGUAUCUUCAAUUAAUAGGAAAAAAAAAUACAAUGUAUAAUAUGCACUGAAUUAGUUUUGUGAUCAUAUUAGCUAAAAUAUGAUUCCCCACCCCCAAAAAUAUCUACUUAAAAAAAGCAUGGGCUGUUAAGGAUAAAUAAAGUACAUGUAUUUUCAAAUGAAUUGAACUGAAUGCGAAAGAAUAGAGCACCAAAAUAACACAUUCAGCCAGUUUAGUUUGCGGUAGUCGUUGUAAUAGGUAAGAUCAAACUUUAAAUAUUACAGUGUUUCCAUGGCAACAAGUAAUUGUUUGCAUCCAUUUCGUCAGCACUUGAAGAACAAAACUGAAAUAUUGAGUCAUCUAAAAGGACCAAGUUCAAUCAAGGAACUAGUGGUUGGGUCGUGACGUACCUUGCACAUGCGCACUGAAGUUGAAGUGCAAACGACUCCAGUCCAACAAUUGUUCAACACUUGUUUCUAUUUACACAAAUUAAAGUGAUUGUGUAGUUUAGGACAUCUUACAUAAUCGCCAUUAUAAAUUUACAAUGGUUAACAAAAGUGACAGAAUCGUAACUUUGCUAUGGAAAUUGCUAUUAAUAACCAGCUAUAAAUUGUCAUUCCUCAACCGCGAUAGACUGGUCCUGAGUAGUGGACUAGACUAGUCCAACCGUCGUUGACUAGCGUACGUUCCAUUGAUCAGGGCUAGUCAAACUAUGGUUAACUAUGGUCUUGAUCGAACUUGCCCCGGGUGGACAAUAAAUUAUUU
Molecule: messenger RNA, 2606 nt
Organism: Patiria miniata (bat star)
Lineage: Eukaryota; Metazoa; Echinodermata; Asteroidea; Valvatida; Asterinidae
Exons: 7
Coding region: 249-1229 (326 amino acids)
Source: RefSeq, a predicted model, not a curated record